This is a messenger RNA of Tripterygium wilfordii, 1963 nucleotides long. RefSeq names its product ribosomal lysine N-methyltransferase 3. Lineage: Eukaryota; Viridiplantae; Streptophyta; Magnoliopsida; Celastrales; Celastraceae. The transcript is spliced from 5 exons. The coding region runs from base 44 to 1585 and encodes 513 amino acids. Gene Ontology annotation, molecular function: protein-lysine N-methyltransferase activity. The record is from RefSeq and is a predicted model, not a curated record. Gene Ontology annotation, cellular component: nucleus. Gene Ontology annotation, biological process: peptidyl-lysine monomethylation.
CCCAAUUAAAACCCUACCUGAAGGUGCUCCGGACACUGCACUCAUGUCUUCCGCUACCAGGAGAUUGAGGGCAUUCAAGCGGUGGAUGAAGUCUCAGGGAAUCGAUUUCAGUGAUGCCCUCAAUUUCACCGAUGAUCCAUUGCAAGGCAUCGCCGUGAGGGCGGUCUGUGAUCUGAAGGAAGGCGAUGUGGUUGCCACAAUACCCAAAACCUCGUGCCUCACCAUAAAAACCAGCGGCGCGCAUGAAUUGAUUGAAUCUGCCGGCUUGGGCGGCCUUUUGGGUCUGGCAGUGGCUCUCAUGUAUGAGAAGAGCCUCGGUGAGAAGUCUCCAUGGGCAGGCUAUCUUCAGCUAUUGCCUGAAAGAGAAUGUAUGCCCUUGGUUUGGACUCUUGACGAAGUAGACUCUCUUCUUGGUGGGACGGAGCUCCACAAGAUAGUGAAAGAAGAUAAAGCUCUUAUUUAUGAGGAUUGGAAGGAGAAUAUACUGCCUCUUGUAGAUUCUGUACCUUCAAAGCUUGAUCGAAAAUCUUUUGGCAUUGAAGAUUAUUUUUCUGCAAAGAGUCUUAUUGCUUCUCGAUCUUUUGAGGUAGACGACUUCCAUGGUUCUGGCAUGGUUCCUUUGGCUGACCUCUUUAAUCACAAGACGGGGGCUGAGGAUGUACACUUCACUGACUAUCAUGGUGAGUCUGAUGAUGAUGCUGAGAACGAUAACAACAGCAUUAACGACUACAGCGACGAUGUGCUGGCCACAGCUAGCAAAGUUGAACCACCAGCUGAAAAUUUUCAGCAGGACCAGAAAUAUAUGAGUGCUACGAGUACAAAUUCUGAAAGUGCUAUUGGUUUGGAGGAAUCAUCAGUUUCAGCAGAUAAUCCCAUGGUAUUGGAAAUGAUAAUGGUGAAAAAUGUCAAUGCUGGAGCUGAGGUUUUCAAUACAUAUGGUUCAAUGGGUAAUGCUGCCUUACUUCACAGAUAUGGAUUUACAGAGCCGGAUAAUACAUACGACAUUGUCAAUAUUGAUUUGGAACUUGUUCUGAAGUGGAGUUCGUCUUUAUUUUCAAGCCGCUAUUGUAGGCCGAGGCUCUCACUGUGGAGAAGAUUAGAUUACUCUGGAUGUAUUAGUCAGAGCUCUGAAUAUUUUGAGGUCUCAUCUGAUGGGGAACCACAAAUUGAGCUACUGGUUUUAUUGUACAUAAUGCUAUUACCAGAGAAUGCAUUCUCCAAGCUGGAUUUUACGGUGUCAACUGGGAGUAACUGUAAUGGAAUUCUUUCAGAAAACUGUGACAGUAUGCGGAACAAAUUGUUAGAAAUGAGCAAGGAAUUGUUGCUGACAGAAAGUGUUUGUCAAGCUCUUAUGUCGCUUGCGGAUAUGCGUGAGAGUUCUUAUGGUUUGAUUUCAUUAGAAGAAGAAAUUGAAGCUCUGAAGAGGUGUUGCUGUAUUAGAGAGAGAAAGUUGUAUCAUUCUAUGAUGUUGCGUGUGUGCGAGAGGAGAAUCCUCGACAGGCUUAGGACUUAUGCUGCUUCUGCUAUUCAGUCAUUUAGAUCUGCUAAAGUACCAUCCACGAGGAAGAGAUUAAAGCGAAGGUGAGCGCAAACUUCUUGGGUUGCAUAUCAUCUUAUGAGUUUCUUCUUCUAUGACAGCCUUGUGAAUUCACAAGUAUGAUAUGCUGGGUGAUACGCUGUUUGAUUCAAAACUAUAGGUGAUUUCAUGUAUGACCGCGACAAUCGUACGACUUAUGAUUUAUCUUUUUGGGGUGAAUUCUCUUUUAUUGUUUACUUUGAGUAGUAGAUGGAGGCAACUUUCACUCAAGGUAGCAGACAACUAGAAGUGACAUCGUUGUCCUGAAUUAUUGUAUUCGGUACGUUCUUUUGUUUCAAUCUUUUGACAAUUUGUUAUCAUGAUGAAUCUGAUUCCUACAUGAGAUUAUGAUGCAAAAGCUAGUGAAGGUUUUUUUUUUAUCAUCCA